Molecule: messenger RNA, 1563 nt
Organism: Closterium sp. Naga37s-1
Lineage: Eukaryota; Viridiplantae; Streptophyta; Zygnematophyceae; Desmidiales; Closteriaceae
Source: the annotation of a GenBank genome assembly
AUGGGGGCGCACAUGCAACAAGUGGCGGAAGUGCGAGGGGGGGCGCAAGUUAAUGGCGCGGGUGGGGGAGAACGGGAGGGAGAGGUUCAGGGGAAAUCAGAGGAGGGGAGCUGGGAGCAGAGAGGUUGGGGGGAGAAGGGGGAAGGGGAGGGCGAGAAUGGGGGAGGAGAGGGGGGUGCGUACGGGAAGCACGUGCUGCUUCCAGAGGACAUCUAUGACGUGAUGCUGGGGGCGUGUGUUCAGUGCGAGGACUGGAAAGGGGCGCUAGCCAUCUACCACCACCUCUCAGCACACGGAGCUGCUGUAUGCUCAAUGAUUCUCGUUCCCUGUUCCUCCGCUUGCCUCCCUUCUACCCAUCUUCUCUCCCGCUCUUCUCCUGCAGUGUCAGCACAGCCAGUUCCAGCUCUCCUUCUGCUCGACCGCCUUGAUUCCCACCCUUCCCCGGACCUCUAUGCUGACGUGGCAGCCUAUACAGCUGCCAUCUCAGCAUGUGCGAGUGUUGGCCAAUGGGAGAACGCCAUCCGACUGCUGACUAGGAUGCAGCAGCAGCCAAUUGGAAAAGAGAUGGGGAGGAAUGGGAAAGCCUCUUCCAUGCCGAAGCUGGAGGUUCGGGGAAAGCAGGAGGUACUUCGAAAGCCUGCAGUUCGGCCGAACGUGGUGACGUGGACGGCAGUGAUGUCAGCAUGUGCAACGGCAGGGCGUGCUGACGUGGCAAGGGAAGUGCUGAGAAGGAUGAUGCGAGAAGGGAAUGGAGAGGAGGGUGAGGAGAAAAGGGAGGGUGAAUGGAAAUGGAAGAAUGAAGGGACGACGGAGAGAAAGGGGAAAACGGAGGGUGAGAGAAAAGGGGAGGGUGAUGGGAACGAGGAGGAGAGAGUAGUUAAUGGACGGAGGAAAGAGACCAGGAGGGAGGAGAGACUGGUUGUGACAGGUGCCACGUCAGCAUCUUGCUUUGAUGCCAUAUCAGACGCCACGUCAGAUUGUCGUCCCAAUGUGGUGACGUGGACAGUGGUCCUGACUGCAUGCGCGAGGGCGGGGGAGUGGCAGCAGGCCGAGGCACUGUUCACCCAGAUGCAGACAAACGGAGUGAUGCCGAACGAGGUCUCGUGGGCGGCACUGAUCAGCGCUUAUGCCAAGGGCGGGCAGUGGGAGAAAGCUAUAGGAGCCCUGAGGGCUAUUAGAGGGGGACGAGGUGGGCAAAAAGAGAAGGGGGGGAAGGAGAAAGAAAAAGAAGCAGCAACAGCAGCAGUAAUAGAAGCAGCAAUAGCAUUGGAACCACCUAAUCAAUCUCAAUCAUCGCCCCUCCCAUCUGCAUGGAACGCUGCACUGCAUGCGUGUGCCAAGGCCGGCAAGUGGAAGCUUCUGGGAAGCCUCGUGCAGGAGAUGCAGGAGGCAGGGUGUUCUCCCUCUGUGGUGACCUAUGGGGUGCUGGUGGGGGGGUAUGGGCGCGCGGGACAAGCAAGACUGGCGAGAGAAGCGUUUGAUGAAAUGCUGGCGGCAGGGAUAAGGGUAUGGGCGAUCCGGGCAAGCACGAUUGAUGAAAUGAUGUCAGCUGGGAUAACGUGA